Lactuca virosa is the source of this 918-nucleotide messenger RNA. Lineage: Eukaryota; Viridiplantae; Streptophyta; Magnoliopsida; Asterales; Asteraceae. The record is from the annotation of a GenBank genome assembly.
CGAUUCGCUCUCAUCGACCUUCGCCUUAGAGAUUUCGCCUUAUUCUGAUUAGGUUUCUCUCUUUACUUGGUAUCCUAGGUUUGAAUCUAUUCUUCAUUCUGAUUUACAUGGAUGUACAACUCGGUGAAGCAUCACAACAACCCAACAAGGAUGUUACGCAAAGGCUGAAGAAACUGAUGGUCGGUCUGCGAUCGGAGUUCGGAGGGCCUGAGUCUGCAAUAGGUAUGUGGACGAUUGUGGUGGAAGACGAUGGUGAUUGGUGGCGGUGUUGGAGGUUGAAGAUGACAAACGGUUUCCAAAUCGCUUGAAGGUUGGAAGCCAUCUUGCUUGGAAGCCAGCGAUUGAAGGGACGGGGUGAGAGACAUGCACAACAACAACAAAUAGCUCUGUUCAUGACUCGAAGGGGAAGAGACCACCGGAACCCCUAUAUCUCGAUUUCCAAUUUCUUUGGGCCCUACACACAGGAUACAUAUUGCCUCGAUUUUCAACCAAUUUAGCACAACACAUAACCAUUUGAAGAAAACUCUGGUCUUCUACCGAGGCAAAGCCCCAAACGGGUCUAAAACCAAUUGGAUCAUGCAUGAGUACAAGCUUGCUAAUUCUAUUAAGAAUUGCGUGAUUUUAGUUUGUUUUUGAAGAAAAGUGGAAGAAAAAGUGGUGAGAACGAUGUUAGAUAAAGGUGAUCUCUCAUGGCAGAUGAAGGUGAAGAGAGCAGUAAAUAUAUGCCCAGGGAAUUUAAGAAUUUGUUGCUGAGUUUACUUACAGUAGUUUAAGUAGUAAUGUAAGGUUCGUUUUUUUUUUUAAACUAAGGAAGCUAGUUGAAGUCUGUAAUCGGAAGGUUUUUUACGUUGUGUUCGUGAACUUGAAUCUAAACAUGAAGACAUAUAGAGAAGAAUGAGAGAAAGGUUUAUGAGAUGG